Rhincodon typus (whale shark) is the source of this 3291-nucleotide messenger RNA. RefSeq names its product exocyst complex component 2 (gene exoc2). Lineage: Eukaryota; Metazoa; Chordata; Chondrichthyes; Orectolobiformes; Rhincodontidae. Gene Ontology annotation, cellular component: exocyst. Gene Ontology annotation, biological process: Golgi to plasma membrane transport; exocytosis. The record is from RefSeq and is a predicted model, not a curated record. The transcript has 25 exons. Bases 148 to 2679 code for a protein of 843 amino acids.
CCUCCCCCGGCGGUGAUUUACAGAUUGACCCGGAUGUUGUUUCCGUGUGGCCGGUGAUGGAGCAGUGCGGGUGAGGUCGGUGGGGCGAAUGUUCGAACUGCUGUACCUUGAAAUAUUUCACUGAAAAUCUAUAACUGAAGAGUGAUCAUGUCUCGAACACGGCAACCCCCACUGGUAACUGGGAUCUCUCCAAAUGAGGGGUAUCCCUGGACAAAAGUUACAAUCAGAGGAGAAAAUCUGGGAACAGGAUCCGUGGAUCUUAUAGGUCUAACAAUCUGUGGGCACAACUGUUUGCUGACUUCAGAAUGGAUAUCUGCAAGUAAAAUAGUUUGUCGAGUUGGACCAGCAAAAGAUGACAAGGGAGACAUCAUAGUAACCACUAAAUCAGGUGGCAAAGGAACUUCAACAGUUUCUUUUAAACUGAUGAAGCAAGAGAAAAUAGGUAUUCUGGAACAGUCAGCUGUCUGGGUUGAAGAAAUGAACUAUUAUGAUAUGCGCACUGAUAGGAAUAAAGGCAUUUCUCCCUUAUCUCUGCGCCCAGCAAACCCUCUUGGUAUAGAUAUAGACAAAGGCAGAAUUCCUCAGAAGGACCUGGAAGGAUUGUUUCAGGGUAUGAGCGGUGAUUUUACUAGUGAAAAGUUUUCUGCCACCUGGUAUCUGAUAGAAAAUCACUCUGCUACGAGCUUUGAUCAACUGAAAGUUGCUGCAAAUUAUUUAAGGAAGCAAGCAAACAAGAAGAAUGAGGGGAGCUUAGCCUAUGUGAAAGGAGGCCUCAGUACAUUCUUUGAGGCUCAGGAUGCACUGUCAGCAAUUCAUCAAAAACUGGAAGUGGAUGGGACGGAAAAAGUGGAAGGAUCUAUGACGCAGAGACUGGAGAAUGUUCUCAAUAGAGCAAGUAACACAGCUGAUACACUGUUCCAAGAAGUUUUGGGGCGGAAGGACAAAGCAGAUUCCACAAGAAAUGCCCUAAAUGUUCUUCAGCGUUUUAAAUUUCUCUUUAAUCUCCCUCUUAAUAUUGAAAGAAACAUUCAAAAGGGUGAUUAUGAUGUAGUUAUAAACGACUAUGAAAAGGCUAAGUCACUAUUUGGAAAAACAGAGGUUCGUGUGUUCCAAAAAGUAUAUGCUGAAGUUGAGACACGUAUUGAUUCACUGAGGCUACUUCUGAUGAACAAAUUACUCGAGAUGCCAUCAACUUUGCAUGAUCAGAAAAGAUAUAUAAGAUAUCUAUCUGAUCUCCAUGCACCAGGUGAGCCUGCCUGGCAGUGUAUCAUGGCUCAACACAAAUGGAUUCUACAACUGAUGCAGAACUGCAGGGAGAAGUAUGUCAAAGGACAAAAAGGUUCAACCAUGCUCCUUGGCCCAAUGUUGGAUUUGGACAGUGACGUGCGACCUUCUCCAAUCAGUCGCUUAACUCAAACUGGUUCAGUGAAAAGGGCCAGCAGUUUCCAGUCUUCUCGGGAUGACUCUUGGCGUUUUAAAGCCCCUCAGCCUGUCACCUUUGUUGACAAUCUGACAGAAAUUGUUAUAAGCCAACUGCCAAAUUUCUGGAAACUUUGGAUAUCCUAUGUGAAUGGCAGCCUUUUCAGUGAGACAGGUGAAAAAUCAGGUUCAGUUGAGAAAUUUAAGAAAAAUGCAAGAUCACGACAAAAUGACUUCAAGAAAAUGAUUCAAGAGAUCAUAAAUUCACUUGUGAAACUUAUUCGAGGAGCUCUUCUUCCAUCCAGCCUAUCUGACAUUGAGCUCAGGCAACAUGGAGGAUGGGAAUCAAAAAUGGAACUUUCAGGCCAGUGGUUAACCCACAUUAUUCAUACUAUGAGAAUUAACUAUGAGUCUUUGACAGCACUGGAAAUACCAAAUGAUCUCCUGCAAGCAAUCCAGGAGCUAAUUUUAGAUUUACGAGUGCAUUGUUUGAUCAUUACAUUGCAGCAGACAGCCGAUGAUGUAAAGAGGCUUGCAGAAAAAGAAGACUGGAUUGUUGACAAUGAAGGAACUACCUCUUUGCCUGCUCAAUUUGAACAUCAUGUUGUGCAAACUCUACAAAGUCUCAACGAAACCAUAGACUGCAAACCUGGAGAAACCAAUAUAUUUCAACAUGAGAAGAGCCAACAACACGUGCAUGAACUCUCCAUUAACAUUAUGAAGGUUAGCAUUGAUGCAGUAAAGAACUUGGACCAGCAUCUAUUUGAAACAUAUAUUGAACUAAAAGCAGAUCCAAUUGUGGGCUCUCUAGAACCUGGGAUUUAUGCUGGAUAUUUUGAUUGGAAGGAUUGUCUUGCACCAACAGGUGUCAGAACUUACUUAAAGGAAGCUUUAGUUAACAUUAUUGCUGUACAUGCAGAGGUGUUCACAAUUUCUAAGGAACUUGUCCCAAGGGUUCUUUCACGAAUUAUCGAAGCUGUUACUGAAGAAAUGAGCCGACUAAUGCAAUGUGUGUCAUCCUUCAGCCGAAAUGGAGCAUUGCAGGCCAGACUGGAAAUUUGUGCUCUUAAAGAUGCUGUUGCCUCAUUCCUGACACCUGAAAGCAAUUAUAGCUUCAAACAAGCCCUUGAAGCACUGCCCCAGCUUUCCAAUGGAGCAGAUAAAAAGUUACUCGAAGAGCUCCUCAACAAAUUCAAGAGCGGCAUGCACUUACAGCUUACCUGUUUUCGACCUUCAACACGAAGUGUGGUCAAGACCUGAUGGUGAAAAGGCGUUGUAGUUAUGCGGAUUACUUGUACUGCAUAACAAAAUUUAGCUCUCUUUUAAAAAUGGUUCUACCUUCUAUGUUUCUCCCAACCAACAUAAAUUCAUUCUUAAAAACACUGAAGUAAAAUUCUAAAAAGCUUCUUACUUAACAGUAUAUCAAUAGUUUCAUUGAUAUUUAUCAAGUAUGCUUUAAAAAUGUAAUCUGCAACUCCUGGUAGUUUAGUGACAGAGUUCUGGAUCUGGCAGUGCAUAGUUUUGCAAGUUACAAACAUGAAAAAAAGAAGUUAGAAGAAGGCAUUCAAAAGGCAGUGAUGAGUUCAGAUCCAAAAGAGAAUGCUGCCAAGCUUGCUUUUCAGUGUUUCCCAUAUGUUAUUUUUAGGCCUCUUAGAAGAUUUGAUGCAUUUAAACUCACAGUAUUUGUGCAAUGUUUUGCCAUCAUUAAGUUUAAAUUGCAAGAAUUGUGAACAUUGUCAGAUAUGCAACACUUUAAUUUCAUAAAAGCCACUUCAUUUGAGAGCGUUUUCUGCUAAUUUUCAUGUGUUUAACAAACUUAAUGUAUUUCAAAACAUCUGCUCAUCAAAAAUGAAAUAAAUUCAAUACAAUGUU